UUUCAUUUUUCUUAAAUUUUAAAGUGGCACCCCUAAACUGAAUAUACAGAUAGCUAGGAUGGUAGAGAAACGUAUACUAGUAUUUGCCAAGUUUAUCUUCAUGACACAGUAUUUGCAGAACUUAGAGAUUUGGAAAUGGUUGCUUUGGCAAGCUGUUCUCUUUUUAUUUUUUAUUUUUUUUUAUUUAUUUUUGGCUUUGUACUCUGUUUUAUCACCUUUUUAGAUUCAGGAUAUUUUUCUAACUAUUUAGUUUACUGUAGAAGUCUUUUCUUUUUAAUCCUUAUCCUGAAAUGUUUCUAAACUCUACUGCAUAUUAAAUACUUUGCUAGUCAAUUUUUCUCGAAGUCUAUAUGAUGGUUUUUUUUGGUUCGGUGUGCCACAUCUCCUUUCAACUUAUAGAAGCAAUUCUUCCUUUUAGUCAAUACCCAGAAAGUUCUAGUUUGUUAGUGUCCAAAUGUUGUACUCAACAUUCUCCUUUUUUAACUUUGCUUUUCUUGAUUUAAUUUAAAGCUUGGCCCUCUCAACUCACAAGUUAUAUCAUCUACUCUCUCGUAUCCCUCCCCUGGAAGGUUCAGAUGGAAAAUCAGAAUAUGAUAUGUGGAAUGGUGCAGGUAUAUUUGCUGGGAAAGAGAAUGACAAAGGACAUAGCGGAAAGCAAUGCAAGGAUGAAUCCUCUAAUAUCAAGGUAUCUCCAGCCAAUAUUGCAAAAAAGAUGAAACUGAAAUUUACUAAAGCCUGGAUAUCAUUCCUUAGAUUACCACUUCCAAUUGAUGUUUACAAAGAGGUUCUGGUGAACCUUCAUCAAGUUGUUAUUCCGUAUCUGUCUAAUCCUCUCAUGUUGUGUGAUUUUUUAACACGGUCGUAUGAUAUUGGUGGGGUAGUCAGUGUGAUGGCUCUUAGCAGCUUGUUUGUUCUCAUGACACAACAUGGUCUUGAAUACCCCAACUUCUAUGAAAAGCUUUAUGCUCUAUUGGAACCCUCCAUUUUUAUGGCAAAGCAUAGGGCUAAGUUCUUUCAGGUAAUAUCAAAAACUUUGCUUUCCCCUCUUUGUAUUGGUUUACUAUUCGGACUAUCAGACUAUCAAAUCUGUUUUGGGGGAUUAUAAUUUAUGCUUAGUGGGUUUUGGUUUAAGUGCUGAUUGACUUGAGCUGCUAUAGAUCUCCCAUAUGUAACAUGAAUUCCCCCCUGAGGGCAAGUGCUUUCGGCCGGAAUAAAUUGUAUCUUUUGCUGUACACUUCCAUGGAAGUGUUAAUUACUGUCUGCUUGUAUGUGAUGUUUUCCUGAAGAGUACAAUUAACAUGCAAGCAACCACAAUCUCUCUUGGAAAUGUUCUGCAUAUGCUAUGUUUUCUGCAUAUGGUUUUAGUUG
This is a messenger RNA of Nicotiana attenuata, 1368 nucleotides long. Its product is annotated as nucleolar complex protein 4 homolog B-like. NCBI's taxonomy places the organism in Eukaryota, Viridiplantae, Streptophyta, Magnoliopsida, Solanales, Solanaceae. The transcript is spliced from 5 exons. The record is from RefSeq and is a predicted model, not a curated record. Gene Ontology annotation, biological process: ribosome biogenesis. Gene Ontology annotation, cellular component: small-subunit processome; Noc4p-Nop14p complex; nucleolus. Bases 596 to 1105 code for a protein of 169 amino acids.